GAAAUGUCCGAUUGUGUUGGCAGCCGAAAGGUAUUUACAGUCGCCAGUGAGAGAAAGCUGGUGUGUGUUUGUUUUAUGGUGCAUAUACUCACCGGAGCUCUCCGGCAUCUGCUUUGUGAAAGAAGGGUGUGAGAGGGCUAUUAUUUAGAGCAGAUAACAGGAAGUUGCAUGCAGACAAAGCCCCACCCACUAACAGCAUGGUUGCUGCUGAGGCAAGUGUGAAGGGAACAAAGAAAUGACAAGCAAAACAGUAAACUGUGCUGGUAGCAUUCCAAGAGGAAUACUUUCCCUGCUUGUCUGGCUAACGCUUGCUGGAAAAUUUCAAAGCAGAUUUUGAUCACUGAAGCCAGGAAGGUGGUGGUGGCUGCUUGCAGAGAUGCCGGAGCUGCUCCAGUGAGCUCCGGCAGCACUGCACCGCUGGGUAUUAGUCACGUACAACUAACGGUAACCUGUCAGCAGCUGCACACAAACCCUCAACUUGAUAGCCUACGGAAAACUGACGCAGAUACAGCGGGGAAACGGGCCCUUCGGCCCACCAAGUCCACGUCAACCAGUGAUCACCAGUGCACUAGUUCUACUAGGGGCAAUUUACAGAAGCCAAUUAACCUACAAACCUGCACGUUCUUGGAGUGUGGGAGGAGACUGGAGCACCUGGAAAAACCUGUGCAGCCACAGGGAGAACUUGCAAACUCUGUACAGAGAGCACCCGUAGUCAGGAUCGAACUGGGGUUUCUACCGCUGUAAGGCAGCAACUCUACCACUGUGCCACUGUGACUACCAAGCCACUUUAUCCUGUUUUACGGCUUUACAUGAUGCCAUUCUUUCCCUUUAUUCCAACUUUCUCCAGCAAUGCUUUGCAGCUUUUUCGGAGGAGGUGCUGCAGCCAUGGAGCCCGACUGGGAGGAGGUUGUUCCCUCUUGCUUCUUCUGGACUCUUCAUUGUUCCUGAAAUGUAGGAGAUGAUAACUAGUCGGGAUUCAAACCCUCCUCCACCAUUGACUGAGGAGCCUUCUCUCGACUCGUCUUCCGAAGCUGAAGUGACUUCAUCUCAUAAAAAAUAACCCUUGGUGGUUUAAGAUGUAGGUGAAUCAUCUGUGAAGAAAUGAAUAAAGAAAUGCUUUAACUAAAAGAUACUGUAGAUGUUAUUAGAAUGAAGCUGUUUGGUUUCCACCUGUGGGAUGAAGCACUAGGAUUAAAAGCUGGCUUUUUAACACGCCAUCUGUGCUGAAUCCAAGAGGAGUUUGGUGCAGUUUGGACAAUGAAAGCCAAGGCCAAGCAAUGGAAGCACUUAGUGCUGAUUGGGAUACUGACAUGGGCCCUCGCUGUCUUGCUGCUGUUUACAUAUUUCACAGACUUCAGAAGCAAUGAGCGUCCAGCCAGCUCUUUCGCUAACUCUGAGACACGAAGUCUCUACCCCAUCCAGGAAAAACUGCGGGCCAUUAUGGGAGCAUUCCCAAAUCCAAAGGUCUCAGCGAGUCGCAGAGAAAGCAGUCUUUCCUUUGAAGAUGACGAAGAUUCUGUACGUUCAUUGCGUUUAGAUUAUCUGAAUGACCCCAGACUAGAAUGGACCCAGGAUGACAGUGGCGAGCUUCAAGUGGGGAAAAGUGUGAAGAGAGGGCAGGUCAAUGGAAACAGGGCAGUGGAUCAGAUGGCUAAUGUUGUCAUGAAAGAUGGCAAAGUCUUUGAGGAAGGAAUUAUUCAAGAUGCAAAGUCUAGGCCUCGUGAAACAGUGAUUCAGUAUAAGGAGCGAUCGAGUUACUCUCUCGACCCGUUACUCGAAAAUCUAGAUUCCUUGGACCUGGAGGACUUGGAGUUUUCAAAAUCCAGUUCAAUGCUUGUGAAACUGUGGAGAGGAAAUAUUUCAUCGGCGAUGCUGAAUCCUCGUUUAAAAAAAGCGAUGAGGGACUAUAUGAAUGCAAACAGACACGGCGUCCACUAUCAAAAGAAAAGGGAGGCUGAGACGAUGAUUGGGGAAGACCUCCUGUGUGAACUGAAAAACAAAGUCAAUCUGAGGACCAUCGAUGGGAAAGAGGCUCCGUUUUCUACAUCUGGAUGGAAAAAACACAUUCCUAAAAUUCCUCUGAGCAAGAUCCGGAGCAACCCUCAAGCCUUCAGGAAUUGUGCAGUUGUUGCAUCUGCUGGUGCAAUAUUGAACUCCUCCCUUGGAGAAGAAAUAGAUUCUCAUGAUGCGGUUCUAAGAUUUAAUGCGGCCCCUACACAAGGUUAUGAGAACGAUGUUGGAAGCAAAACCACAAUCCGUGUUAUUAACUCGCAGAUACUUGUGAACCCAGAGCACCAAUUUAACAAUAGCACCCUAUUCAAGAAUAUUGUUCUGGUAGCCUGGGAUCCUGCUCCUUACUCUGUAAACUUGCUAAAGUGGUACAAGAAGCCUGAUUACAACCUAUUCAUGCCCUACUUGCGAUAUAGGAGAAAGAACCCUGAGCAGCCCUUCUACAUCCUUCAUCCAAAAUUUGUUUGGCAGCUUUGGGAUAUAAUCCAGGAAAAUACUCAGGAAAAGAUCCAGCCAAAUCCCCCGUCAUCCGGAUUCAUUGGAAUUCUCAUUAUGAUGUCUCUGUGUGAUAAUGUCAAUAUCUAUGAAUAUAUCCCUUCCAUCAGACAGACUGAUCUCUGUCACUACCACGAGCGAUACUAUGAUGCAGCAUGUACCUUGGGAGCCUACCACCCUUUGCUGUAUGAGAAACUUCUGGUGCAGCGGAUGAACAAAGGGGUAGAGGCAGAUUUAUAUUCAAAAGGCAAGGUUAUUCUGCCUGGUUUUAGUACCAUGAAGUGUUCCAGUGAACAAUGAAUCUUGUGCUGCAGGACAAUUACAUGUUGUGUACAUGACAUAUACACUGAAGCUUAACUAAAAUACUUGAAAUGAGUAGUUAGGACCAACUUUGGGGUGGAUUCAAGGUAAUAAGAUAGAGAGAUUGUGAAACAGACUUGUUACAAUAUAUAGAAACAAGGAACUGCAGAUGCUGGUUUACAAAAGAAAACACAGGGUGCUGGAGUAACUCAGUAUGUCAGGCAACAUCUCAGGAGAACAUGGAUGGGCAACGUUUUAUGUCAGGCUCUUCUUCAGACUCAUCUCAGGAAAACGGAUAGGCGACGUUUUGCUAAGGGACCCUUUUUCAUUCUGUAUAGACAAAGUUUCGGAUCAGGGCCCUUGUUUAGACACCGAUCCAGUCUGAAUUAGGAUCCCAACCUGAAACGUUACCUAUCCAUGUUCUCCUGAGAUGCUGCCUUACCCGCUGAGCUACUCCAGCAUUUUGAGUCUUCCUUUGUUCCAUUAUAUUAAACCUUUUGUAUUUUGUAACAGAAUACUGUGUUCUAAUGCAUUCGUAAAAGACCAUUUGAAAUUGUCAAACUUCAAAUAAAGAUUUAGACAAUAGAUUUACAAGGAAUUCCCCUUUUUUUUGUGCUGCCAUAAUUUUGCUGAGAUCUUGUAUGUACAGGACCUGUGUGGUUUAAAUAAAUAGUAUGUUGUUAAUUUUACUCCCAACCCUUAGGCUUAGUAAUGUUAUAAACAGAUGGAGCCCUUAUUGAAGCAUUUAACUUUUAUGAUUGGACUCCCAGAAGUCCAGUAAUUCCCGUAGUGAAAUACAUUGAGAUAAAUUUCAAUUAUAUUUCAAACUUACUUCCUCUCAUCAUUUAUGAAGUAUGAAAAACAUAUGCAAAUGGCUUCAACAAUUACUGGAUGAAACAUUUUGAUUUUAUAUAUUUUAUAUGCAUACAAACUGUAUAGAACUUGUAAAUAAACAUGUUUGUCUUCACUUA
Molecule: messenger RNA, 3776 nt
Organism: Leucoraja erinaceus (little skate)
Lineage: Eukaryota; Metazoa; Chordata; Chondrichthyes; Rajiformes; Rajidae
Product: beta-galactoside alpha-2,6-sialyltransferase 2-like
Exons: 9
Coding region: 1258-2805 (515 amino acids)
Molecular function (GO): sialyltransferase activity
Source: RefSeq, a predicted model, not a curated record